GCACAGACAAGUUUGUUUGUAUAACAACUGAUAAUGCCUCAAACAUGCAAAAGGCAUUUGAACAUUUUCCUGACGCAUGGCUUGGGUGCUUUGGCCAUAACUUGAAUUUGGCUGUUUCAAAAAUUCUGAAUCUGAAACGUGUUGAAUCUGCAGUGCGAGCCUGUCGUCAUCUGGUUCAGGAGUUCUCAAGAAGCUGGAAAAGGAGAAGAGAGCUAAAAGUUAAACAAACUGCUCUGCAGUUACCAGUCAAGUCGCUCAUUCAUGAUGUAGUUACCCGGUGGGGGUCUACAUUUCAGAUGCUAGAACGAUUUCUUAGUCAGCAACAGGCAAUUAGUGCAACAUUAGCAGGGGAACGAGGAGCGUGGCACCUGAUGCCCAAAGAGACUGACCUCUCUGUUAUGGGGCAAGUCUGUGAGCUCCUUGGUCCUCUUAGCCAGUUCACUGAUGCACUUUCCACAGAGACCAGUGUAACGCUCUCUACUCUGAAACCUGUUCUGGAGCACAUUAAAACAGAGAUCUUGAUCCAAAGCAAUGAUGACCCUCCACUCAUAACUCAAAUGAAGAAGACAAUGAGAGAGGAUCUUGACUCUAGGUAUUCAGAAAAAGCACUCAAAAUGAUGGACAUAGCAUGUUUUAUUGACCCCCGCUUCAAAGGAAACUUCUCUGAAAAUCUUGUAGACAUUGUCAGUAUCACUGUGCAAGAGGCCCUUAGACUGGUUCCUGUGAAUGUGAGACAAGAACCUCCAGCUGAAAUGACUAGUAGACCCAUUUCCACCUCUACACUUGAUAAAGCCAGCACCCAUGGACUGACUGGGCUACUGAAGAAGAUCACAGCAACAAGGCAGCAGAGAACUGAAGAACAGAGCACAAUAGAAGAUCAGGUGAAGGCAGAAGUAAAGAUUUACAUGUGUCUUCCUUCUGUCGAGACUGAAGAGGACCCGCUGCUGUGGUGGGGUGGUCAUGCAGGAGAGCUGCCUCAUCUUUCAAGGAUUGCCAGAAGGUUUCUGUGCAUACCUGCAACAAGCGUUCCCUCAGAAAGAAUCUUUAGUGCAAGUGGUAGCAUUGUCACUCCUCAUCGAGCAAGACUUAACCCUGAAAAAGUAAACAUGCUGACCUUUUUGCACUUUAAUUUACCAUGAAGGGCUAAAUGAAUUGAAGUUAAUACAAUACACUGAAACUACACUGAAACUGUAAACAGCUAUAGAGACACUAGCUAUUUACAGUUUCAGUGUAGUUAGCUCCUCCCUUCAGACAGACAUAAGGCAGUGCCCACCGGCCAUCUGACCAGAACUGAAGAAGUGGCUUGGAUAAGCAGCCAAACAUCUUCAACCCUACAACGAU
Molecule: messenger RNA, 1341 nt
Organism: Periophthalmus magnuspinnatus
Lineage: Eukaryota; Metazoa; Chordata; Actinopteri; Gobiiformes; Gobiidae
Product: E3 SUMO-protein ligase ZBED1
Exons: 2
Coding region: 45-1139 (364 amino acids)
Molecular function (GO): protein dimerization activity; DNA binding
Source: RefSeq, a predicted model, not a curated record